AUGCGGACCAAAACUGGGGGAUCACUCACCUUUUCCCUGCUUUAUAAUUUUUUUCCAGUAGAUGAAAUAUCUUCAAAAUUGUUCCAAACGACAAAAGACGUUCUUCGAUACCUCCAUUUUAUCCCUUGCGCCGCUAAUGCAACUCGCGGCUCUCUGCCCUUUCCUCUCCUUUUCUAUUUUCGCAAUUUACCACUUUUGACCCACCACCCCCACCCCGGACCCCGUUUUUCCUUUCUUUUCUUUUACAAACCCCGCCCCGCCGCCGCCGCCACCAAAGCCCCGAACCACGGUCUCCCUGCAACUCGUUACCUUCUUUCCCACCUCACUUUAUUUUUCAUUACUUCUUUUACUCUUUGUUGCUUUUGGCGUUACUGGUUUAUUUUUUCUUCAUUUUCUUGUCUUUGUUUUUUUUUAUAUCAUCUUUGCUUAAAUUUUAUUCCUACAUUAAUUUCUUAUUUUAUACUUCUUCCCAAUUUUUCUUUUCUUUUGCAUUCUUUCUUCCUUUCUUUUUCGUUCUCUCCUCGCUUUCUUUUUUUUUUACAUUCAUUUAAUUAUUCACUUUAUUCUUUGUCACGCUUUUCUUUCCUAUUUUCUUCAUUUUUCUUUUUUUUACAUUCUUUUAGUCUUUCUUUUCGUUCCCCGCGUAAUUUUUUUUUAUUCGAGUCACUUCAUUCUUUUAUGUUGUCUUGA
Acanthosepion pharaonis is the source of this 690-nucleotide messenger RNA. The record is from the annotation of a GenBank genome assembly. Lineage: Eukaryota; Metazoa; Mollusca; Cephalopoda; Sepiida; Sepiidae.